AUGUCGCCGAAACGCUGCCGGGGGGGCAGGGGGGGGAGGAAGAGGAAGGAGACGGUGGCGGUGAGGAGGGGGGCGGGGGGCGCCGAGCACCCCAACAUCUGCGUGGAGUGCGGGCAGAGCUUCGCCCGCAGCGCCGCGCUGGCCCGGCACCGGAGUGACCACCGGAGUGACCAUCGGGGUGACCCACGGGGUGACCACAGGAGUGACCACCAGAGUGACCACCUGAGUGACAACUGGAGUGACCCACGGGGUGACAACCGCAGUGACCACCAGAGUGACCACAGGAGUGACCCACGGGGUGACCACCCGAGUGACCAUCGGAGUGACCCAAGGAGUGACCACCCGAGUGACAACCGGAGUGACCGCGGGAGUGACCACCGGGGUGACCACCGGAGUGACCACCCGAGUGACCAUCGGAGUGACCACCCGAGUGACCACAGCAGUGACCACUUGAGUGACCACCUGAGUGACCACCGGAGUGACCACCCGAGUGACCGCAGGAGUGACCAUCGGAGUGACCACAGCACUGACCACCGGAGUGACCCACGGGGUGACCAUCGGAGUGACCACAGGAGUGACCAUCGGAGUGACCACAGCACUGACCACCGGAGUGACCCACGGGGUGACCAUCGGAGUGACCACAGGAGUGACCCACGGGGUGACAACCGGAGUGACCACCGGAGUGACCCACGGGGUGACCACCCGAGUGACCACCGGAGUGACCACCGGGGUGACCACAGGAGUGACCCACGGGGUGACCACAGGAGUGACCACCCGAGUGACCCAAGGAGUGACCCACGGGGUGACCACCGGAGUGACCGCGGGAGUGACCACCCGAGUGACCACCGGAGUGACCGUCGGAGUGACCACAGCACUGACCAUGGCACCGUCCUGGCCCGGCACAGGAGUGACCACCUGAGUGACCACCGGAGUGACCUACGGGGUGACCACCGGAGUGACCACAGCACUGACCUCAGCACUGACCAUGGCACCGUCCUGGCCAGGCACAGGAGUGACCACCGGAGUGACCAUCGGAGUGACCACCCAAGUGACCUCAGCACUGACCGCGGCUCCGGACACCACGCUGACCACUGGAGUGACCUCAGCCCUGACCACAGCAGCGCUCAGCCCGGCCGCUCCGGACAGACGGACACCGGUCACGGUCAGCAGGACGGCUCAGGGCACGGGAGUGACCAGGGCAGAGGUCAGCGGGGCGGCCACGGACGGAGGAGUGACCACGGCUCCGGCCAGCCGGACAUUGAUGGGAAUGGCCAGAGGGUCGUCCGUGGCAGUGGUCAGCGGGCUCGUGGCCGUGGUCACCGAGGUGGCUCCGGCCAGCCGGACAUCGAUGGCGAUGACCAAAGAGCCACCCCCAGAGGCGGUCAGCAGCAGGGAGGCCCCGAUGACCACCCCGAUGACGGCCCCGAUGACCGCCCCGAUGACCACUCGGACUCCCACCCCCUCAGCAGUGACCCCUCCACUGACCACUGUCCCCUCACCUGCCCGGACUGCGGCCAAACCGCUCUGAGCUCCCACCUGCGGCGGCACCGCCGCGCCCACGCCGCGCUGACCGACACCUGCGGUCACUCUCCGGCCGCGCUGACCGACACCUGCUGUGGCCGUGGUCACUCUCCAGCUACACUGACCAACACCCGUGGUCACUCUCUGGGGACCCUGACCGACACCCGUGGUCACUCUCCGACCACGGUGACCGACACUGGCCGUGGCCACUCUCCAGCCACCCUGACCAACACCUGCCAUGGCCGUGGUCACUCUCCAGCUACACUGACCAACACUGGCCGUGGUCACUCUCCAGCCACCCUGACCAACACCUGCUGUGGCCGUGGUCACUCUCCAGCUACACUGACCGACACCCGUGGCCACUCUCCGGCCACCCUGACCAACACUGGCCGUGGUCACUCUCCGGGCACGUUGACCGACACCCGUGGUCACUCUCCGGCCGCGCCGGGCCCUGCCCGCCCCAAGCCGCCCAAGUCCCGUCCCCGUCGGCGCCGCUCUGGCCCCGCUGACCGCUCUGGCCCCGCUGACCGCUCUGGCCCCGCUGACCGCGCUGGCGCCGGGCCGGGCCGGCCGAGCCCUCUGGGCAUCCCCAACACGUGCGGGGAGUGCUGGCAGAGCUUCAGCCAGAGCUCGGACCUGGUGAAGCACCUGCGCAUCCACACGGGCGAGAAGCCGUACGCCUGCGGGCACUGCGGCAAGCGCUUCAACGUCAGCUCCAACCUGAUCCGGCACCGCCGCAUCCACACCGGCGAGCGCCCCUACGGCUGCGCCGACUGCGGCAAGAGCUUCACCGACAAGUCCACGCUGACGCAGCACCGGCGCACGCACACCGGGGAGCGGCCGUACGCCUGCGGGCUCUGCGGCAAGAGCUUCAGCCGCAGCUCGCACCACAAGCGCCACCAGCGCACCCAUACUGGGAGCACUGGGAGCACUGGGGCGCUGCCGCGGGGCUGGGGGUUCCCCAGCCAGGCUUGCUGAGGGGAGCAUUAAAGAGAUUUGGAAUAAUGGGGGUUUGUUCAGGGUGUUUUGGUGUCUUGGUCUCAGCCCAAAUCCCAGGCCCAGUCCUGGUCCCAGUCCCAAUCCCAGUCCCAGUCUUGAUCCCAGUCCCAGCCCAGUUCUGGUCCCAGUCCCAAUCUUGAUCCCAGGGCCAUCAUCUUGAAGUCAGUCCCAAUCCCAGUCCCAGUCCUGAUCCCAAUCCUGGUCCCAGUCCCAGUUCUGGUCCCAGUCCCAAUCUUGGUUCCAGUGCCACCAUCUUGAUCCCAGCCCAAAUCCCAGUUCUGAUCCCAAUCCUGGUCCCAGUCCAAAUCCCAGUCCCAAUCCUGGUCCCAGUCCCAAUGUUGGUCCCAGUUCCAAUCUUGAUCCCAGCCCAAAUCCCAGUUCUGAUCCCAAUCCUGGUCCCAGUCCCAAUAUUGGUCCCAGUCCCAAUCCCGGUCUCAAUCUUGGUCUCAGUCCCAGCCCAGUUCUGGUCCCAGUCCCAAUCUUGAUCCCAGUUCCAAUCUUGAUCCCAGCCCAAAUCCCCAUCCCAGCCCAAGUCCCAGUCCCAGUCCCAGCCCUGACCCAUACUGGGAGCACUGGGAGCGCUGGGGCGCUGCCGCGGGGCUGGGGGUUCCCCAGCCAGGCUUGCUGAGGGGAGCAUUAAAGAGAUUUGGAAUAAUG
Molecule: messenger RNA, 3177 nt
Organism: Haemorhous mexicanus (house finch)
Lineage: Eukaryota; Metazoa; Chordata; Aves; Passeriformes; Fringillidae
Product: hornerin-like
Exons: 3
Coding region: 1-2499 (832 amino acids)
Source: RefSeq, a predicted model, not a curated record